Molecule: messenger RNA, 591 nt
Organism: Didymodactylos carnosus
Lineage: Eukaryota; Metazoa; Rotifera; Eurotatoria; Philodinida; Philodinidae
Source: the annotation of a GenBank genome assembly
AUGGAAACGUUACAAGCCAUAGAAUGGGCUGUGGGUGUUGAAGCAAAAUUAAAUUCAGCCACAUGUUCAAAAACAAAUACUUUGUUAACAAUAUUUGCUUAUAUUCUCAUUUGGUUACAACCAGUGAUGUUCACAACAUUUUCUGUUAAAGGAGAUAAAAGAUUUCCUCUGUAUUAUACAAUUUAUACGCUCAUUGUAGCUAUGAUCAAUCUAUUCGUCGGUUUUGUUAAUCCAGCAGGAGGUUUGGAUACCAUGACUCUCACAGAAAAGAAUAAUUAUGGUCAAUAUACCUGCACAUAUAUGGGUGAAUACGGACAUUUGGUAUGGAAAUUUGCUAUUAGUACAUUUGUAUAUCAGCCAACUCAUUUUGUUUAUCAUUCAGUUAUUCUAAUGAUAUUUAUGUUUAAUUAUGAUUUUAUUUUGAAAACUACUAUCGCACUCGGAUGGACUCUGACAUUUUUUGUCUCUCUCUAUAGUGUGGGAAAUGGUGCUGAGCUAACAUCAUACUGGUGUCUACUAAGCGUCUUUGCUGAUAUACCCAUUCUUAUUUAUACAACAUUUCAUAAAUAUAAUAAACAGAAAAAAGUUUAG